AUGGCUGCUGCGCAGAGCGGAUCCGAGUUGCACGGCACGCCCGUUAUGAAGCCAACCAACUCCCUCCCUGAAGACGAUCACAUCGGGUCCAACGGAUCCACUCCCACGGGCAUCUCGACGCCGCAACCCGACCCCGCGGACAAGCGUUUGCCUUCUAUCAUGCACAACUACUUCCAGGUUGGUUCUUUUUCCGGUGAUAAAUCGAGUCUGCCGCGGCUUUGGUCAUGUCUUUCGAAAUCCUCUGUGGACCCCCCAUCGGCCACACCCACCCACCCGGGCGCUUCCUCCGAAUCCUUCGUCAUGCUGGAGCGCGAUGAAUCUGAGAAAAUGGAAGCGCCACACCCCAAUUUACCCACCCCUCCACACUCCCUCCUCCAGAGUGAGUCGGACGAGAUGGAACUUGGGACGAGUCUUGAUAAGGACGACGGGGGAAUCUUGAGUACUUUGAAGAAUUAUCUCAUUCCACAGAACGCCCCCGUCGACUCUCCUUCUCGCCGUCAAACUUCCCUACCAGUCUCCAGGGUCUCUGAUGACCCAGUCCUUGCCACCCAUUUCUCCAAUCCCUCUCUCCCUCUCGCUUCAGAUACCAUGUUACCCUCCGGGGCUCCCUUAUUCGAUCACGAAAGACCGCGUGCUUCAAUCUCUUCCGAGAACCUUUCCAAGCUGACUGGCAAGGCAUCCAAUGUGGUGCCACUAAAGAAUACCCCACCUCUGACUCCGCGGGCCAUGUCCAACGAGGAAUCUGCUGAGAAUAAAUCCGUCUCCUCCGUUACUUCGGUUCAGCACGAGGCUGAGGCUGAGGCUAAGGCUAAUGCUGAGGCUAAGGCUGAGGCUGAGGCUCAGGCUGAAGCUAAUGCCGAAGCCGAGGACGAUAUCGAGGCCGAGGACGAGGACGAAACCACUCCACCCGCCCAGGAUAUCAUGGACAGCUCUGCCGACGAAAUCACCACCAAGCUCGAGGAGGCCUUCCCGCGUGAAUCAUCUUCUUCCCCACAGAACGGAGCGCCCGUAGGAGCCCUCAAGGGGAAACUCUUCGUGAAGAUCUCAGAGGCUCGCGGUUUACGACCCAGUACUGACCCUUACGUGGUGUGUGUCUUUGAGUGGAACGAGUAUAUUUCCAAAGGUGCCAAGGAUGGUGAAGAAGAGAAGAAGCGGCGCCAGAUGGAUGCCGAGGCCGAGGCCGGUCGGCCGAUGGCCAUUCCGAUGAAGAGCCGCCAAAGCAGUCACAACAGCGCCCUGGAUGGCGAAAACAAGGGAAGAAUGCCCGUGACCGACCCCCACUGGGAUCAUGAGGCCGUCUUUGAUGUUUUGGGCGACCGGUCGGAAGUUGAUGUCACCGUCUACGACCGCCACAAUCAAGAGACUUUCCUGGGCCACGUUCGUCUCGGUAUCGACCUGAAGGAAGACCACAGCAAGCUGGAAGGGUGGUUCCCUCUGGUUGGCCGCGCAGCGGGCGACAGCCAGGUUACCGGCGAAAUCCACCUCCAGAUGCGAUUUGAGAUGACCGACCGUAGACAGGUGGGCUCGAACGACUUCGCAAUUCUCAAGCUUAUCGGCAAGGGUACUUUCGGUCAGGUCUAUCAGGUGAUGAAGAAGGAUACCGAACGCAUCUACGCUAUGAAGGUCCUGUCGAAGAAGGUGAUCAUUCAGAAAAAGGAGGUGGCACAUACAUUAGGCGAGCGCAAUAUUCUAGUGCGCACCGCCAUGACAGCCUCGCCAUUCAUCGUCGGCCUCAAGUUUUCUUUCCAAACGCCGACAGACCUUAUCUUCGUCACCGAUUACAUGUCUGGUGGUGAAUUGUUCUGGCACCUCCAGCGUGAAGGUCGCUUCCAGGAGGCCCGUGCCAAGUUCUACAUCGCCGAACUUAUCCUGGCCCUGCAACAUCUUCACGACCAUGAUAUUGUGUAUCGGGAUCUCAAGCCAGAGAACAUCCUGCUGGAUGCCAACGGUCAUAUUGCCCUUUGUGAUUUCGGUCUUUCCAAGGCAAACUUGACACAAAACGACACCACCAACACCUUCUGCGGUACCACCGAGUAUCUUGCCCCGGAAGUCCUGCUUGACGAGCAAGGUUACACGAAGAUGGUCGACUUUUGGUCUUUGGGUGUUUUGGUCUUUGAGAUGUGCUGUGGCUGGAGUCCGUUUUACGCCGAAGAUACCCAGCAGAUGUACAAGAACAUCGCUUUCGGCAAGGUUCGGUUCCCCCGUGAUGCUCUCAGUACCGAGGGUCGCAACUUCGUAAAGGGUCUGCUCAACCGUAACCCUAAGCACCGUCUGGGAGCCAACGGUGACGCCAAGGAGCUGAUGGCACACCCCUUCUUCCACGACAUCGACUGGGAUGCUCUCUGCCGCAAGCAGGGAUUCACAUUUGUGAACGAGAGUUCUAUCGACCACCAUGUGAAGGAGCCCGUUGACGAAAUGGACGAGGAUACCAUUGACGAUGAACCAUGGCAGCCCACUCACCGGUCGCAGACCUCGACCGACUUACACAUGGGUGGAAUCCAGAAAGCAGAUGGCGCGGAGCCAGGUAUCUUCAACGUUGACGAUAAUUUUGACAUGUGA
This is a messenger RNA of Penicillium atrosanguineum, 2559 nucleotides long. RefSeq names its product serine/threonine protein kinase SCH9 (gene schA). The transcript is spliced from 4 exons. Bases 1 to 2559 code for a protein of 852 amino acids. Gene Ontology annotation, biological process: protein phosphorylation. Gene Ontology annotation, molecular function: ATP binding; protein kinase activity. Lineage: Eukaryota; Fungi; Ascomycota; Eurotiomycetes; Eurotiales; Aspergillaceae. The record is from RefSeq and is a predicted model, not a curated record.